This is a messenger RNA of Desarmillaria tabescens, 1268 nucleotides long. RefSeq lists its product as uncharacterized. NCBI's taxonomy places the organism in Eukaryota, Fungi, Basidiomycota, Agaricomycetes, Agaricales, Physalacriaceae. The transcript is spliced from 4 exons. The record is from RefSeq and is a predicted model, not a curated record. Bases 111 to 971 code for a protein of 286 amino acids.
AGGCCGUCUGCCUGUUCUGUCCGCGAUCUUUCGAUCUUAUAAAAGCGUUCACCCUAACAUGGCCCCUUCCUCAGUCCUUUCACCGACAUACUACUACAUCCACUCUCAUCAUGCCGUCUUGCAGCAUUUGCAUCGACGAACUCAAGCAACCAGUUGCAUUGCCCUGUGGGCAUGUGUUCUGCACCGAAUGCGUAUACCGCGCUGUCAAUGCCAUUAAGCCGUACGCUACCAUACAUUACUGCCCCACAUGUCGAGCCCCGUACACGACUGUGAACAUCGACCCUACCCUCAUCCCUGCCCACCUCCGUGCCCAUAUAAUUCCCAGCAUUCGUCGCCUCUACCUCGAUGAACCUAACCCAAACAUCGAUUCCUCCAUGGAUACCCCCAAAGCAGUAUCCGAAUGUGCCAGGAUCAGCGCUGAGAAUGCUGCUCUACGGCUAAAUUGCGGGUUGUGGCGACGACGAGCCGAAGUCCAUGCUGCGGCGACACUUGGACUUCUAAACGUAGCUCGUAUAGCUCGGGACAAUGCUGUACAGCUGAAGCAGGAAAAAGAUGAGCUCGAACGGCGGUACAAUGUGUUGAAGAGAAAGAUAGAUGCUGAAGAGCUAUUUUCAAGCUUUUCUAGAAUAUCCCCCCCACCAUCAUCAUCGUCCACAUCUACUUCAACGACACCCGAACGCAUAUCUCGGCCGGCUAUCCAGAUACAUCACUCGGCACGCCGUGCAACCCCGUCCAAUAUUCGAAUCACAUCGGCGCAGACAGCACAACCUGUGACAUGUUCUGCAUGGACGGAUAUUGCUAAAAACCUGAAAGAGGACGUUACAUUGCCCCCUUUCAAAAGACGGCGGACUGGUACGCCGACUCUUCCUCGACUACAUGAUAUAGAUGUCGAUGUCUUGCCGGCUUCUCUGUCUCGCCGUCGGACACCAGUACCCUCACCUAUACCUUGUGAACGUCCACAGUCGUCCUGAUGUCUUGCAUUGCUCUACUUGUAUGUUCUGUAUUGGAAUUCCUGGAGCGCUGUUCAUAAUCUAUACCAUCUUCAUACUAUAUUAUUACACACUGCAUGACAUCUGUAUAACCAGCAUCUCUCGAUACAUCACCACUCUAUUAACUUUAUUCUUGCAUAACAUCCCGCAAAGCCAUAUCUGGACUUUACCGUAAAUAUGUUAUGUCUCCCACAUGCGAUGUGCGGAAAAAGUUGCGGAAUAUCGAUCGGAUCAAGGUGGCGUCUGUGGCCGUUUUUGCUCCCCUCUCGUAUUACCUCC